This is a messenger RNA of Saccostrea echinata, 1005 nucleotides long. RefSeq names its product protein SLC31A2-like. The record is from RefSeq and is a predicted model, not a curated record. Gene Ontology annotation, molecular function: copper ion transmembrane transporter activity. Bases 18 to 560 code for a protein of 180 amino acids. Gene Ontology annotation, biological process: copper ion transmembrane transport. The transcript is spliced from 4 exons. Gene Ontology annotation, cellular component: membrane. NCBI's taxonomy places the organism in Eukaryota, Metazoa, Mollusca, Bivalvia, Ostreida, Ostreidae.
CUUGGAGGCUUUUAUGGAUGCACGGUUACUGGACAACGUCGACGAAGCUCCAUUUUUUGCACGAUGCGUGGCAUCUGGGAACCGAAACAGGAAUAGCAAUUGCCAUGGCUAUAAGUGCAAUUCUAUCUUUUGUAUACGAGUUCCUUGACCUAAUUUAUUACAGAAUUAUUACCACGAUGAGACAAACAGAAAACAAUUUUCAGCAAUCUACGGCAUGCAACCCUAUUGUUCUCCCUAGGCGUUGCAUUGGAUCGCUUUUGUACAUAAUAAGGGUUAUCAAUGGGUACAUCCUGAUGUUGUGUGUUAUGACGAUGAAUGUAUGGAUAUUCGUGUCUGUUUUGGUGGGAACCAUGCUAGGCUUUUUUAUCAAAUACUACUUCAGAGGAAAAAUUUCUUCCAAAUCAAAAGAAGAAGCUAAAAUCAAAGAAGCACAACCCGAGCAGAGACCAAACUGCCACAAUACAUCAAACGAAGCAGAAACUCUGCUUCUACAAAACAUUCCAUGUGGUGGAUCCAAGUCUAAGAAAAAUAAGACUGGUCAUAAAAUUUCACAAGUUUAAGAAGAAAUAGGGAAAAUUACAACUUUCUUUUGUCUUGUAUCUAUUUUGCUAAACGUGUAUUUCCUAAUGUUUUGGAUAUAUCAUAUGUACAGAGGCAACAUGAGCUGCUUUUUCGGAGUCGGAAACUUUUACUGUAAAAUUAUAAUUCACUUAAUUACUAACAGAAAAAAAAAACCAAGUCCAAAGACUUAAUUCUGUUAAUAUUUGUGUGGAAUAAUAUUUAGAAGCCCUGAUUGUUGCAAAAUUACAAAAAUCAAUUUCUUAUAUAAAACUAUUUUACAUUCCAUACUAUAGAAAUCUUCCUUCUGACAAAAUCUAACGCUUAGUUUAAGCUUAUUUAUCAUUAAGGUUUAAGUAUUAGUCAGAAUUGUAAUAGUAGCACAUUUAUAUAUCAAAGUAAAUUUCUUAAAAGUACAGCUCAUAUUGUUUUAAGUAAAGAGCUCAA